Hydractinia symbiolongicarpus is the source of this 2607-nucleotide messenger RNA. RefSeq names its product serine/threonine-protein kinase Nek4-like. Gene Ontology annotation, molecular function: ATP binding; protein kinase activity. Lineage: Eukaryota; Metazoa; Cnidaria; Hydrozoa; Anthoathecata; Hydractiniidae. The transcript has 16 exons. Bases 149 to 2338 code for a protein of 729 amino acids. The record is from RefSeq and is a predicted model, not a curated record. Gene Ontology annotation, biological process: protein phosphorylation.
CGCCAUCCCUCCCCCGACACACAAUGAGGAAACGAAAGAAAAACAAUCUUUCAUAAUGGCUUCCAAAGUUGCAGAUAGUUGAGUAACCACAUCACAUCUAUACCACUCACGAAUGAAAUAAAAUGUAGCCCAGUAAUUUCACCUCAUCAUGUCUAUUGAACAAUACGUUCUGGGAAAUGUCAUUGGUAAAGGCAGCUAUGGCGAGGUCACAUUGGCAAGGCAUAAAAAGGAUAAAAGACAGUAUGUCAUCAAAAAGAUUGACCUCCAUAAUGCUUCACCAAAAGAACGACUUUUUGCCCAACAAGAGGUUGAAAUUUUAUCGAAGCUUAGACAUCCAAAUAUUGUUUCUUAUAAAGAGUCAUUCCAAACAUCUGAUGGGGGUUUAUCAAUUGUAAUGGGCUAUUGUGAAAGCGGAGAUAUGUACACUAAAUUAAAAAAACAAGCAAAAAUUGGAGAAUAUUUGGAAGAAACACAAAUCGUUGAAUGGUUUGUCCAGAUUGCAAUGGCACUUCAGUAUAUGCACGAUCGACAUAUUUUGCAUCGAGAUUUAAAGACACAAAACAUAUUCCUCACAAAAAGUAAAAUUAUAAAGCUUGGCGAUUUAGGCAUUGCUCGUGUCUUAGACAGCAAUUUAGACAUGGCAACAACAAUGAUAGGUACACCAUAUUACAUGUCACCUGAACUCUUCUCUAACAAACCAUACAAUCACAAAUCAGAUGUGUGGGCGCUUGGUUGUUGCAUUUAUGAAAUGGCUACUUUAAAACAUGCAUUCAAUGCAAAGGAUAUGAAUUCCUUGGUGUAUAAGAUCUUAAAAGGAAAGACACCUGCAAUGCCAAAACAUUAUACAGCAGAACUGCAAGAAAUUAUAAAAUCUAUGUUGAACUACAGUCCUAACCUUCGACCCAGUGCAUCACGUAUCUUACGUCAUCCAUUUAUCAAAAAACAUAUAGCAAUAUUUCUUGAGGGAACCAAAAACAGAAGAAAAAGCCGUGAUGAGAAGCCACGCAAAGCAACACCCAAAGUAUCAAAGAACUCUAGAUAUAGUGAAUCGUCUGUGGGAUCCAACAGCAAUGCUGAAGUGAUUGCAACGGCUUCCAAAGUUGAAUUAGAUAUACUUGAUGUUAAUGACAACCCAGACGAAUGCAUACAAAAUAAAAAAGUACCUGAUAUUUUGCCUGACAGAAAGGAAAGAGAAGCACAAAAAGACAGUUCUUUAGAACAUAAAAAAACUGAUAAGUUGAAAGUUAAACAUGGUAACGACGCAGGACCUGAUUUGGGAUCAUGCUCUGAUCCCUCAGAUAGUGAUAAGUACAAAGAUUUACCUGGGAAUGAAAAGUCUUCACAUGUGAGAAAAGUAUUAAGUGAGAAAGUACAAGCAAAAACUAGACUAAAAAAAGAGGAAAUAUUGUCAAAGAAGAAUGAAAAAAAUCAUAGAGAACUUCAAAUUAGAAAAAAAUCAGAAGAAAAAUUACCUCAGACUCCAUCUGAAGAACGAGUUUCACGUAAAACUUCAGAUGGGAAAUCGCCACGUAGACGUAGACAGGAGCUUUCGAAACGACCUCUUCCAGUGUGUCCAGUCCCAAAUGAAAAUAAUACACCAAAACUACCUCCACCAAGGUUUAAAAGUGACAUAGAAGAAAAACCCAGUAAUCAGGAAGCUGCUAGAGACCAGUGCAAAACACCCAAGGUUUCGUCCGGCGUACCAAAUUUAGCAGCGAGGAGAAAGCGCCGCCAACGACAACAGGAACUAGAAUCGCAAAUGAGUCAACCAGCGUUGCAAAAACGUGGCUCUGAAAGCAGUCUUUCUGGUCUAAGCUACCCUUCCUACACACCUCGGUCGCAUGAAGAGAUAAUUAAAGAGCAUUUGCAAAGAAGAUCUACCGUUGACGAACCUGACAGUGUGGAUGGACCACAAAGGAGUAACUCACUGCAAUCGAUUGACGCUGAAAGCGGAUCCGAAAACGACGACACAGAAACGUCACAAGAAAAGUGUAAUAACGACGUCUCUAACUUGAUCGUUACUUUGCAAGCUACUCUCAAAAUGGAUUCAAAGUCGAAACAUCGAAGUUCUCCUGAGGAUAGCGUGGAUGCUGACGAUGCAGGUAACGAUUUUUCGCCUUCGGCGUCUGGAAGAUUAAAAGAUCGAAUAAAACGACUGAGAAGUGAAUGCAUUUCUGGUCUCGGAGAAGCCAUCUUACAUGAAGCAUAUAGAAUUAUUGAUACCCAAACGGAGGAGAGUGUCGAGCCUGCAUUAGUUAAGUUGAUGGGGAAACAGAAGUUUGAAGAUUACGGUGGCCAGAUAUGGCAGUUAAAGUUUUGCGAAGAAUUUAAAUUAUGAUCUCAUGUGAUGACGCAUAAAUAUGUGUCUGUGUGUUAGCGGCAGUUGUGCUUAGUUACGUCACAACAGAAACGUUGUCAUGGAAACUCACCCAUUAUAUCUAUGAAGAAAUCAUAAUAUAAGGAAUCUGAUAAUAAUUUGUGACGAUGCAAAAACUUUUACGAGUGUAUUUAUUUUUAUAAGAAAUUAUGAACAUUUUAUUUUUCUGAUAAAUAAUAAUUAAUUUUGUAAAUAUGUGCAUAGAAUAAAUUUUGGCUUAAAAACAAAAA